GGCGCGCGAGGAGGAGGAGGAGGAGACUGGAGGCUUCUUGUCGCCGCUUCUCCUUCCUGCAGCCAGAGAGGAGCUGUGGCUGUGCUGAGAGCAGUGUCUGAGUCUCCUUCCCUGACCUGAAGCCAAGUAAAAAAGCGGUGCUCAGAGACCAACAGACGACAGGCAUCUCACACACACACACACACAGCCAUACAUACACACACCAGCCCCAGAGAGAAGCAGCACCACCAUAGCAUUGCAAAUGGAGACGGUCGAGCAGACCAAGGCAGUGCAGGAGCAGACCAAGGUAGAGCAGGAGCAGAACAAGGUGCCUGUUGAGGAAGAUAAUUCGGAGAAGAGCAUAAUGAUUCAGAAAGCCAAGCUUGCCGAGCAGGCCGAGAGGUACGAGGACAUGGCCACUUACAUGAAAGAGGUGACCCAGGAGGGACACGAGCUGUCCAACGAGGAGAGGAACCUGCUCUCAGUCGCCUACAAGAACGUGGUCGGGGCACGCCGGUCCGCCUGGAGGGUCAUUUCCAGCAUCGAGCAGAAAAACGAAAAUGAAGACAAGAAAUCGCAAUUGGUGAAAGAGGAGCGGGAGAAAAUCGAAAAGGAGCUCCGAGAUAUCUGCAACGAAGUUCUGGGAUUGUUGGAUAAAUACUUAAUUGCCAACUCUUCGAGUUCUGAAGGCAAGGUCUUCUACCUGAAGAUGAAGGGAGACUACUAUCGGUACCUUGCUGAAGUUGCUUCUGGAGAGGACCGAAAAAAAACGAUAGACAGUUCACAGGCAGCCUACCAGGAGGCGUUUGAUAUUAGUAAGAAAGCAAUGGAAGCAACACACCCAAUCCGACUGGGUCUUGCUCUUAAUUUCUCUGUGUUUUACUAUGAGAUCCUCAACUCUCCAGAACAGGCCUGUUUACUGGCAAAGUCAGCUUUUGAUGACUCGAUUGCUCAGCUGGAAGAUUUGAAAGAUGAUUCCUACAAAGACAGCACCCUCAUCAUGCAGUUGCUUAGAGACAACCUAACACUAUGGACAUGUGAUAGUGGAGCAGAAGAUGCUGAGGCCACUGAGGCUGGAGAAAACUAAAUGCUCAUAGAGUCCAAUCCCCAGAACCUUUUUACACGUUUCCAUUCCCAAUUUGCUCCACUCAAUUCCUAUAGCAAUGAAAGCCCAUCGGUACUAUACUGAAUAGCUGUGUAUGGAAAAUCCAAAAUUUAGUCUUUACACACACCACAGCUUUAAAAUAAAUCCAUUCCUUGGUUUGUGUUGGUUGUUUGGCCUUCCUGGUGUGCGGUUACUGCUGUAGAAGAGUAUUAAUAGCUUAACUUUAUAACAUGAGUAACUUCCAAAUGUAGAGGACAAAAAUGUUUCAUAUUGUAAAACAAAACUACAACAGAUACUUAAAAGUUGCAGUGUUUGUACUAUGUGAACAGUCAAAUGGUAGAAAUUUGCUGUACUAGACAGUAAUCGGAGUAUACUGCAGAGCUUUUUAUAUAUUUUUUUGCUUGUGUCCCUACAUGUGCUUGAAAUGCUCUUCCCAUGGCCCCUUUCUUGGAUUAUCCUGCAGAUGUUAGCUUGGAUGUGCAUUGGCUCUCUCCCCUCUUUCCCCCCCCACCCCCAUCUCUCUAGUAAAAUAACCCUGUGCUACUAAUAUUAGCAUAAUUACAGAACAAAGUGGUUGUUGCACAUGUUAUGCAGGACUGGCCUUGUGCUACGUAAUAGGGUGAAAGAUUACUUAUUUUUAGGAAAUAUUGUGGGACCCAAGGCAUUAGAAAUCAAGUUUAAAAAAUUAUACCUGUUUAAUACAAUUUUAGUGUUCUGAGAAUCACUGUAUUCUUGGCAUUCUGAGAUUCACUUUUUCUAAAUGAAUAAAGCAUCCAUGUAAUUGUAGUAUUCACUUUGUAUACUGAUACAGCAUGUUUCUGCUAAAGUGAGGCUGUGCUUGUGGAUGACUGGAAAUCACAUGCAUGCCCUUUGAUACACUGGAAUGGGAAAUGCAACUUUGUUCAGACUGUGCCGAAAUAUAAUUUUUUUUAAAAAAGCAUAGUACUUUUCUUUUCAGGUUUGUGCACAUGUUCAGUUUGUCAGUGAUUGUUGAGAGAUAUAAGCCACUCCAUUGUGUUGCUAAUCAUUGAUCCCCUCCCUCUCCCGAAAGCCUUGUGGAAAUGUUAAUGCCCUUUGUAAUGGCAAUGUAACAUGAAAUAAAAUGACAUUUUAUAAACCAUCAA
Molecule: messenger RNA, 2208 nt
Organism: Callorhinchus milii (elephant shark)
Lineage: Eukaryota; Metazoa; Chordata; Chondrichthyes; Chimaeriformes; Callorhinchidae
Product: 14-3-3 protein theta
Exons: 6
Coding region: 242-1066 (274 amino acids)
Biological process (GO): signal transduction
Cellular component (GO): cytoplasm
Source: RefSeq, a predicted model, not a curated record